Messenger RNA from Cladophialophora immunda, 1313 nucleotides. RefSeq lists its product as uncharacterized. The record is from RefSeq and is a predicted model, not a curated record. NCBI's taxonomy places the organism in Eukaryota, Fungi, Ascomycota, Eurotiomycetes, Chaetothyriales, Herpotrichiellaceae. Gene Ontology annotation, cellular component: trans-Golgi network; membrane. Gene Ontology annotation, biological process: endoplasmic reticulum to Golgi vesicle-mediated transport. The transcript is spliced from 4 exons. The coding region runs from base 218 to 1090 and encodes 290 amino acids.
CCUCAAGCCACAGCUUGGGUCGAACUGGAGGCUGCCAUAGAACAAGCCCUUCCUCGAGCCUGUUACAAUCACGUCCGGUUUGCUCAACCACACCGACGGACUCCAAACCCCUACGCCCUACAUGAUAUCGUGAUCGCGCGACAAUCCAACUGCUGUUUAUCUCAGUGGCCGCACUCAGGCAUCCUUUUCAGUUGCGGAUGUUGACACUCUAGCAACUAUGGCCAGCGGACUAUCAAGAAACUCUUACGACGACGAUCAUGCAGUACUCGAGGAUGACUUCCUCAACGAUGAAGUCGAACCUGACGAACCAUCAUACGAGACCUCCGAUCGCGCCCCUUUAACAGGCAACAUUCAAUCGUCCUCUUCCAGCGCACCCCUUAACCAAAGCUAUUUGACCUCGAGAAUACCUGGUGAAGACAGGCAUGCCACACAAAAUACCAUCGAUGAGAGUGUCUGGGACACAGUGUCUCGAGACCUAUUCGCGGUAUGGGAGAAAAUGAAGCAAGUCCUCUACCCCAAGUACUUGCUUGGAGGUAUGCUCCAGAGACAAGGCACCGGCAUGGGCGAUGUCGAGAGUCAAGGAGGAGGGCUCGGAAGAGAUCUCAGAGGCCUGCUGGGACGCUGGCCGGACGCGGAUGGAAUCUUGCAGGGCGGGAUGAGUGAAGGCUUAAGAGACUGGGAUCUAUGGGGUCCUCUAAUUUUCUGCUUGUUACUGAGCGUCUUCCUCUCUAUGCGCGCCAGCAAAGGCCAGACCGACCUCGUCUUUUCCGGUGUCUUUUCCCUGGUCUGGAUCGGCGAGGCUGUGGUUACCCUUCAGAUCAAACUACUCGGAGGGAAUAUAUCUUUCAUGCAAUCCGUCUCCAUCAUCGGGUAUACCCUGUUCCCUCUGACCAUUGCCGCUCUACUCAGCGCUCUCGGGUUACCGACUAUUGCGCGGAUUCCUGUCUACAUCGUCCUUGUUGCAUGGUCACUCGCAGCCGGAGUUAGUAUCCUCGGAGGAUCAGGAGUUGUGAAGAAUAGGGUGGCUCUGAGUGUCUACCCUCUCUUUGUCUUCUACGUCAGUCUCGGCUGUCUUUGUUUUAUUAGUUAGACUGCAGGAAAAGGGUUGGCUGAUGUAUCGGUCGCAUGGCUAUAACUGUAUUCCACCUCUAAUGUAGAAGGUAGCAAUUCAAUAACACAGCAACGUCUCAAAGUCUGCUUGGAGGACCUGACGACAUUGCCGUGGGUGGGGCGGGAAGAAGAGAAGUUUAUGAGUGUUGUUUGUGCGGAGCAAGUGCCUGCGCAUGCCUUGAGCCGCUUCAAUCAUAUCGUGC